AUAUUGAUCUUUCCAAUUUGGCACCUCCUGAGACAGAAGUCCCUGCUAAUGGGUCUUCCCAUUCUACUGGGGGUGACUCCAUUUAUGAUGCGCCACAAGAGGUCAGACCCCUUUCUAAUGGUCGCAUUAACAUCACAAUCGUCCAACAACCUCCUUCUGAUGUUGUUAUCGACAAUGCCACAUCACAUCUAAAUGUCAAGUCCCCCUGUUUUGAGACAUUGGGCCCACUUCUGAAAAAGGUGGCCAAGAGCUAUUCCCCUGUUCGCAAUCACAAUUAUCGUGUCUAUAUUUUGGAUAAGAAGCAGUGGUCCAUCAUGGGCCAUUACAAUGUAGUAGUUGAGGAUGAUGAGGAUGCUAUUUGGGAGGAGGAUGACAUUGGUAAAGUUACACAUAUUCUUCUGGAAAACGACCAUGAGCAAAUGGUCGCUUCUGCGAUUCCACCAUCAUUUCAUCAGUGCUCUGUCUCUCUAGGCUCUCAUUCAGGAUCUGUUCCUCGCUCUUCGUCUGUUGCUUCUGAUUCUCGUGGACAGUCUCGGGCAUCAUCUAUUAGUAGAUCUGAGGUGACUGGUCCUUCAAAGCUUUCUAGUGCCAACAAAGCACUUCUGUUAGAAUAUCUUGGGAUUGACAGAGAUCUUGCUUCUCUGGAUAAGGUUGGGUUACAGUCAGCCUAUCAGAAGUUUAAGGCUAUCAUCAAUGCUACACCUAAAGUUAUGGGCUUGAGCAAGGAUGCUGAGUGGAAGUCGCAGUUUGAUGAUGGAGCUGCCUGGGUUCCCAACAUUGUUGACUUUAUCCAUAUCUUUAUCGCUAAGACUCAGUUCUACCAAGUCUGGAAGCCUACAUUCCUAAGAGCAGAGGAAUAUCCAGAUAUGCGAGACUGGCUUAAUGAGGAGGAGGAUUGCCUUGCUACUGAGGAUUUGUGGGACUUAAGGAGCAGUCGAGUGCUGAGCUUUCCUGAUUUGAAGAAAUGGCUUGACAAAAAAGAUCGUGAGGGAGAGUUGAAGAAGCGUGGUGAUCUGAAGGGGAAGAGAAAAGCUCCAGACAGUCCCAAGAAGAAUCGUGAUAAAGAUAAACAUGUGGAGCAGAGAAAGCACAAGAAGUUGAAGCAGGCAAGGGUUAGGGAUUUGGAUGAGGAAGCUUCUGACACUGCGGGCCCUGGCUUAUAUAUCCACUGGGAAUAA
Messenger RNA from Laccaria bicolor S238N-H82, 1178 nucleotides. RefSeq lists its product as uncharacterized. The transcript is spliced from 4 exons. The annotation marks the transcript as partial. NCBI's taxonomy places the organism in Eukaryota, Fungi, Basidiomycota, Agaricomycetes, Agaricales, Hydnangiaceae. The record is from RefSeq and is a predicted model, not a curated record.